CUUGUCGACUAUUCCUUAAAAUCUCCACAACUUCUUUCUUUUCCCUCCUUAUUUAUCAAUACACAGACUCGUCAUAUCCCUCUCCUCUGCGUUUACUAUUUUCCUUUCAUUUUCUGUUCCUACCCUUCUCAUAUGAUCCACAGAACUCCACCUCCCUUCGUAUCAUAGAAUAAGACAAACAGAACCACCUCAGGAUAUGAAGGUCUUUGAGUCAUCAUGCAUCUUUGAAUACCCGUGGGCCAACGUCUCCAUUGCGAACUGGAGGAAAUAUGGUUCCUGGAACACCCAUAGCACACAUGUCGUUGCCGUCGACACUCUGAACCGUAGUGUUGAUCCCAACACCGGAAUCCUCCGCACUGAACGCUUAAUUACCUGUAAACAAAAUGCCCCCCGCUGGCUAAUGAAAAUCGUCGGCGGCACCGAAGAAUCCUAUGUUAGAGAAGUGUCUGAAGUCGACCCUCAGCUACAAACCGUAACCCUCCGCUCUAUGAACCUCACGGGCUCAAAUAUAAUUUCUGUUCAAGAGACGGUAGUCUACUCUCCAGACCCUUCGAGCCCGGGGACCAAUACUCGUUUCCAACAGGAUGCACAAAUCACGGCGUAUGGUGCUUUCUCAAAGAUUUGCGCGGCAAUUGAGGAUUGGUCGGUUGAGAGGUUUGGACAAAAUGCGCUAAAAGGAAGGGUGGGGUUUGAGGCGGUGCUGGAGAUGUCGUCGAAGGCCUUUGGGGAAAUGAAGGACGGAGGAGGGAUGUCAGAGGAGAUCCAUGCUUAGGUUCUGGCUUGGUGGAUGGAUAUCCAUGGGGAACGACUGGAAUUUCCAUUAAUUCCUUCGGCGAAGUCCAUUAUAGAAUACCCUUUCUUUGUACACGUUUUCUUCCACGGAACGGGCAGCACCAACCGCUUUCAACAGCUUCGUUGGUCUCGUUUUCUCUGUUUGCUCGACUUAUGAUUGUCUGCCUCGCGCUUCCUUAUCUUCCGCGGUAGAAGGAUUAAAAGUUCGUUUCUCUUUCCCAUCAUCCCAUCCACUCCUACACCGCCCAUUAGACGUCAGUUUUUCUUUCCCGCUAUUUAUUAUCGUUGUGAUCCGGCGUUUUUCCAUCAAAAGUUUUCGCAUGUCAGGUUUUUCUCCCGCGGAUAUACCCAUUGGCCCACCAUCACGAUCUUAGAUACCAUUCCCUUCAUGAGUUGUCACGAGCUUUUAUGAUUGCGAUGCUGGACUCGGGGCUCUUUGUUUUUCUGUUGAGUUUUCUUACAUAUGUGAUGGGAGGGUGUGUUGAAAAAGGCCGUUGCGCGGGUUGAAAGUGUUGGUACCAUAAAAAAGGGAUGUGGCAAUUGUAUAGACAAGUGUUGUCGCGAAACCCUUAAGGUUUCCAGUGAGGCAUGAGGGUCACCCCAUGGGAGUGUAUAAAGAGCGGAGGGGAUCUUUGUGAUUGAUCAAGGGAAAAAGAGGAAAGGAUAAAGGAGAGAAGAGAACAGAAAAUUGAGAUCAGAUAAUACAGAAGAUCUAAAAAGUGACAGGAAACAAAUGGAGAAUAAAAAUGGA
Molecule: messenger RNA, 1543 nt
Organism: Tuber melanosporum (Perigord truffle)
Lineage: Eukaryota; Fungi; Ascomycota; Pezizomycetes; Pezizales; Tuberaceae
Exons: 2
Coding region: 197-772 (191 amino acids)
Biological process (GO): phospholipid transport
Cellular component (GO): mitochondrial intermembrane space
Molecular function (GO): phosphatidic acid transfer activity
Source: RefSeq, a predicted model, not a curated record